AUGGCGCACACUGCUGGUGGUGGCGGCGGCAGCGGCCCCCCCGCGGGCCGGGGGCUGAGCGGCGCCCGCUGGGGCCGUUCGGGCUCCGCGGGCCACGAGAAGCUGCCGGUGCACGUGGAGGACGCCCUCACUUACCUGGACCAGGUGAAGAUCCGCUUCGGCAGCGACCCUGCCACGUACAACGGUUUUCUGGAGAUCAUGAAGGAGUUCAAAAGCCAGAGCAUCGACACUCCCGGGGUCAUCAGACGCGUGUCUCAGCUGUUUCAUGAGCACCCUGACCUCAUCGUUGGAUUCAACGCAUUCCUUCCCCUCGGAUACAGGAUAGACAUCCCCAAGAAUGGCAAGUUAAACAUACAGUCGCCGCUGACUAGCCAGGAGAACUCACACAACCAUAGCGACUAUGCGGACGACUUCAAGCAGCAGGCACUCUAUAAGGAGGACAAACCCCAGGUACCCCUGGAGUCAGAUUCCGUGGAGUUCAACAACGCCAUCAGCUACGUGAACAAGAUCAAGACCCGUUUCCUUGACCACCCAGAGAUCUACCGGUCAUUCCUGGAAAUACUGCACACUUACCAGAAGGAGCAGCUGAGCACAAAGGGCCGGCCAUUCCGCGGCAUGUCUGAGGAGGAGGUCUUCACUGAAGUGGCCAACCUCUUCCGGGGCCAGGAAGACCUGCUCUCUGAGUUUGGCCAGUUCCUGCCCGAGGCAAAGCGGUCCCUGUUCACAGGAAACGGGCCGUGUGGGAUGAAUAGCGCCCCAAAGGGCGAGCCUGAGAAGAUUCCAGAACACAGCAAGAAGCGUGCCCGGCCCUCUCUGCUCCGCCCUGUGUCCGGGCCGGCCAAGAAGAAGAUGAAGCUCCGUGGGACCAAGGACCUGUCUAUCGCCACCGUGGGCAAGUACGGGACCCUGCAAGAGUUCUCCUUCUUCGACAAGGUACGCCGGGUACUGAAGAGCCAAGAGGUCUAUGAGAACUUCCUCCGCUGCAUUGCGCUCUUCAACCAGGAGCUCGUGUCUGGUUCUGAGCUCCUGCAGCUGGUCAGCCCGUUCCUGGGGAAGUUUCCAGAACUCUUUGCCCAGUUCAAGUCCUUCCUGGGAGUGAAGGAGCUGUCAUUUGCCCCGCCCUUGAGUGACCGGUCCGGGGAUGGGAUCAGCCGAGAGAUCGACUACGCAUCCUGUAAGCGCAUUGGGUCCAGUUACCGGGCGCUGCCCAAGACCUACCAGCAGCCCAAGUGCAGCGGGAGGACGGCCAUCUGCAAGGAGGUGCUGAAUGACACCUGGGUCUCCUUCCCCUCCUGGUCCGAGGACUCCACCUUCGUCAGCUCCAAGAAGACUCCCUACGAGGAACAGCUGCACCGCUGUGAGGAUGAGCGCUUUGAGCUGGACGUCGUCCUGGAGACAAACCUGGCCACGAUCCGCGUGUUGGAGAGCGUGCAGAAGAAGCUGUUGCGCAUGGCCCCUGAGGACCAGGACAAGUUCCGUCUGGACGACUGCCUGGGUGGAGCCUCUGAGGUCAUCCAGCGGCGUGCCAUCUACCGCAUCUAUGGCGACAAGGCCCCUGAGAUCAUCGAGAGCCUCAAGAAGAACCCUGCCACUGCUGUGCCCGUUGUCCUCAAGAGGCUGAAAGCCAAGGAGGAGGAGUGGCGGGAGGCGCAGCGUGGUUUCAACAAGGUAUGGCGGGAGCAGUACGAGAAGGCCUACCUCAAGUCGCUCGACCACCAGGCUGUGAACUUCAAGCAGAAUGACACCAAAGCCCUGCGCUCCAAGAGUCUGCUCAAUGAGAUCGAGAGCGUCUACGACGAGCACCAGGAGCAGCACUCAGAGGGACGCAGUGCCCCCGCCAGUGAGCCCCACCUCAUCUUCCUCUAUGAAGACCGGCAGAUCCUGGAGGAUGCUGCGGCCCUGGUCAGCUACUAUGUGGCGCGGCAGCCAGCCAUCCAGAAGGAGGACCAGGCCACCAUCCAGCAGCUGCUGCACCAGUUUGUGCCCAGCCUCUUCUUUUCGCAGCCGCUGGACCCUGGCGCCUCUGAGGAGUCGGCUGAUGAGGACCGUGAGGGUGCCCGGGGCCCAGGCACGGAGCCCGGUGAGCAUAAGCGGCCCGGGGCGCCUGGUGGCCCCCCGGAGGAGAAGGGGCCCCCCGGGGACGGCCUGGCAGCUGGGCCACAGCCUGCACCCCUGGACGACGUCUACAGUCUCUUCUUUGCCAACAACAACUGGUACUUCUUCCUGCGCCUGCAUCAGACCCUGUGUGCACGGCUGCUCAAGCUCUACCGCCAGGCACAGAAGCAGCUGCUAGAGUACCGGGCCGAGAAGGAGCGUGAGCAGCUGCUGUGUGAGGGCCGGCGCGAGCGGGGCGGCGACCCUGCCAUGGAGCUGCGGCUGAAGCAGCCCAGUGAGGUGGAGCUGGAGGAAUACUACCCAGCCUUCCUGGACAUGGUGCGGAGCCUCCUGGAAGGGAACAUCGACCCCACGCAGUACGAGGACACCUUGCGUGAGAUGUUCACCAUCCACGCCUACAUCGGCUUCACCAUGGACAAGCUGGUGCAGAACAUCGCACGGCAGCUGCACCACCUGGUGAGCGAUGAUGUGUGUCUGAAGGUGGUGGAGCUCUACCUGAAUGAGAAGAAGCGCGGGGCUGCUGGUGGGAACCUGUCCUCGCGAUGUGUCCGUGCUUCUCGUGAGACCAGCUACCAGUGGAGGGCAGAGCGGUGCAUGGCUGAUGAGAACUGCUUCAAGGUGAUGUUCCUCCAGCGCAAAGGGCAGGUGAUCAUGACCAUCGAGCUCCUGGACACCGAGGAGGCCCAGACAGAUGACCCUGUGGAGGUACAGCACCUGUCAAGCUACGUGGAGCAGUAUGUGGGCACGGAGGGCACUGCCAGCUCACCGAGUGAGGGCUUCCUGCUGAAGCCGGUGUUCCUGCAAAGGAACCUCAGGAAGUUCCGGCGGUGGCAGUGUGCGCAGGUUCGGGCACUGCGUGGUGAGGCCAAGGGCGCAUGGAAGCGGCUGGUGGGCGUGGAGAGCGCCUGCAGCGUGGACUGCCGCUUCCGGCUCAGCACCCACAAGAUGAUGUUCAUCGUCAACUCGGAGGACUACAUGUACCGCCGUGGUGCCCUCGGCCGCGCCAAGCAGGUGCAGCCCCUGGUGCUGCUGCGGCACCACCAGCAUUUCGAGGCAUGGCACGGGCGCUGGCUGGAGGACCACGUGCCGGUGGAGGCAGCCAGCCUGGUGCAGGACUGGCUGAUGGGUGAGGAGGAUGAGGACCUGGUGCCAUGCAAGACACUGUGCGAAACAGUGCGUGUGCACGGGCUCCCCGUGACUCGCUACCGCGUGCAGUACAGCCGGCGCCCUGCCUCGCCCUGACGUCCCCCUGGGACACACCACACAGGUGUCUCCACAGUGACUUGCCCUGACCUGGGGCCUGGCCUGUGCCAAACCGACCUGCUUGCACCUGAGCACCCGGAGCGGCUCUAUCCCGGGAAAGCUGGGGUUGACUGCCCUUUGAGGAUGAGACACCGGAGCGACUGCGGGGCUAAGCAGGUCACCAUGCGGGGUCUUCAGACUCUGAGCGACAAGAGUCUCCAAUCACACGCCAAGAUACGGGGGAGAGCAGCUACGCAGACUCCCAGCAGCUGGCCUGCUGUGCCCAGCAGUCCAAACUUCCAGAAGAUUCCACCCUCCGUGGGAGAGAAACCAGACCAGGGGCUCCGCCAGCAUCCCUGCCCCGUGGUGUACUUAAAGUGGAUCUUCUACAAAGACAUGUACAAGCACACAUGUAUUUAUUCCUUCAUGCUCUCCAGGCAGCAUGGCUUCCGUGGCAGCCCAGCCUUGCCGUGUCUUGGAAGUGAAAGCUCCUGGUGACUCUCUCUGCCCGUCUUGGCAUCUGCUUCCUGAAGCCCUCACCCUCUGAGGACGGGGCGCCCAGCUGCUCCCGUGGGCUCAUUGUUCUCCCCCUGUGAGGGUGUGGAUCUGAAGGGCCCCAGCGACACUUGUGCAGACGUCCAAAUCUCAGUGCCAAGAACGCCAAGCAAUGGAGUUGCCACCAGCUCCUUGUGAACGUCUCGCACCAUCAUGCUGGAGUCGGCUCCCCAGCCCUCGACCUCCCGCAGCAGAGCUGUGCCAAAUUUUGUGGUUUUGCAAAGCAGAGACAUAUUUCUAGAAGUUUCCUGUGGAACUUGUGAUGCCUUUGACUAGAGGCCCGGGUGGUUCUGAGGCCAGUGUGUUCUCCCCCGGGGUCUCGUCGACCCUGUUUUCCAGUGUAAUCAGGCACUUUGUGAGCACUCUGGUUUUAUCAGAAGGGAGUUUAUUGCCAGAAUUCUGGACCAGCUGUGCCCCUGCUGUGCCUCCCCUUCUGUCUGUCCGUCUGUCUCCUACAGAGCUGAGAGGACUGGGCGGGUGGGGGUGGGGCACCCAACCCUGCAUGCUUCGAGGGGCGUCUGCUCCUCCUGGACACUUUCCGUCCUGGGGCUUAUACUUCCUUUGCAGCUGUUUUGAAUGUACAUUUCCUUUUCUAUUUAUUUGCACAUUAAAGUUAAAAAUUAAAUAUUGAUGUAAAGCCAAGAGGCCUCUGCCAGUGAUUUUUUGCGAGCAAGUCCAGUGA
Molecule: messenger RNA, 4594 nt
Organism: Trichechus manatus latirostris (Florida manatee)
Lineage: Eukaryota; Metazoa; Chordata; Mammalia; Sirenia; Trichechidae
Gene: SIN3B
Product: SIN3 transcription regulator family member B
Exons: 19
Coding region: 1-3357 (1118 amino acids)
Biological process (GO): negative regulation of transcription by RNA polymerase II
Cellular component (GO): chromatin; Sin3-type complex
Molecular function (GO): transcription corepressor activity
Source: RefSeq, a predicted model, not a curated record